AUGAAAAUCUCUCCCCUGUCCACUCCCUGCCAACACAUCCCCCCAUCCCCGCCCCCGCACUCCCCCGUCCCCCCCGCACAUAAUCCUCCAACACCCCGGCCCAACCUUACCCCCCGGCCGCCCAGAUCCUCCCCCCGCCCCCCCCGCCUCCCCGACUCCUCAUCGUUCACAACCCACCGGCAUCCCCCUCCCCCACCCUCUUCCAGUACUUCUCCUACACACCGACCUCCCACCCCACCCCCUCUCCACACCGCCCCGAACACUCCACCAGCUCUCUCUCGUCCCCACCCUCACCGCAACGCCGCCCACGAACAGGAACUCACCCCUCCACGACCCGCGGCGCACAACUCAACACAAGCCACCUAA
Molecule: messenger RNA, 366 nt
Organism: Knipowitschia caucasica
Lineage: Eukaryota; Metazoa; Chordata; Actinopteri; Gobiiformes; Gobiidae
Source: the annotation of a GenBank genome assembly